GCAAAAUGUAGCAAAACCAAAUCUGUUAAUCUAGAAGUUGUUUUUCCUUUUCUUUCCUUUCCUUUCCUUGCCUUGUGUUAGAUUAGAUUUUAGAUUCAGAUCAGAUCAAUAAUUAUACUUAGCUAAACCUAGGAGGAGUAGCUAGGGUUUUGAGAGUUUUUGGGAUACCAAGAGAUGGGAGAAGCAAAACGCAUCUCUCUACGAUUAGCUCUUGUAUUUUUAGUAGCUUUUGUUUCCUUCGUUCAGCUACGAGCAGACUCUGACGAUAAUAAGAUCUUCUACGAGUCAUUUGAGGACUCAUUUGAAGGACGAUGGACUCUGUCUGCUAAAGAUGACUACAAAGGUGAGUGGAAGCACGCGAAGAGUGAAGGUCAUGAUGAGUAUGGCCUUCUUGUGAGUGAAAAAGCUAGGAAGUAUGCCAUUGUGAAAGAGCUCGACGAACCGGCAACUCUCAAGGAUGGAACCAUUGUUCUCCAAUUCGAGACUCGUUUUCAGAAUGGGCUUGAAUGCGGUGGCGCAUAUCUUAAAUAUUUGCGUCCCCAGGAAGCUGGGUGGACUCCUAAGGAUUUUGACAAUGACUCUCCUUAUUCUAUAAUGUUUGGACCUGACAAAUGUGGGGCCACAAACAAGGUGCACUUCAUUCUUAAGCACAAGAACCCAAAGAGUGGCGAGUACAUUGAACACCAUCUCAAAUAUCCACCAUCUGUUCCAUCUGACAAACUCACCCAUGUCUAUACUGCCAUUCUGAAACCUGACAAUGAGCUGCGAAUUUUGGUUGAUGGAGAAGAGAAGAAGAAGGCAAAUUUUCUCUCAUCUGAUGAUUUCGAGCCUCCUUUAGUUCCUGCCAAGACAAUUCCUGAUCCGGAUGAUAAGAAGCCUGAAGACUGGGAUGAGCGAGCCAAAAUUCCUGAUCCUAAUGCAGUGAAGCCAGAUGAUUGGGACGAGGAUGCACCUAUGGAAAUUGUAGAUGAGGAUGCUGAGAAACCUGAAGGAUGGUUAGAUGAUGAGCCUGAGGAAAUUGAUGAUCCUGAUGCUGCAAAACCUGAAGAUUGGGAUGAUGAGGAGGAUGGUGAAUGGGAGGCACCAAAGAUUGAUAACCCAAAGUGUGAGACAGCACCUGGUUGUGGUGAAUGGAAGAGGCCAAUGAAAAGAAAUCCAGCUUACAAAGGAAAAUGGCAUGCUCCACUUAUUGACAACCCCAACUAUAAGGGUAUCUGGAAGCCUCAGGAGAUUCCAAACCCCAACUACUUUGAGCUUGAAAAGCCUGACUUUGAGCCCAUUGCUGCUGUUGGCAUUGAGAUCUGGACAAUGCAGGACGGUAUUUUGUUUGGACAUAUCUUGAUAGCAGAUGAUGAGAAGGUUGCAGAGUCACUCAGGCAGACAGCAUGGAAGCCAAAGUUUGAUGCUGAGAAAGAGAAACAGAAGGCUGAGGAUGCAGCUGCUGGUUCAGAUGGUCUUGCUGGCUUCCAGAAGAAGGUGUUUGAUCUGCUGUACCAGGUUGCAGAUAUUCCUUUCUUAAGCGAGCACAAGGACAAAAUUAUUGAUAUUAUUGAAAAGGGAGAGAAACAGCCCAACCUCACAAUUGGUAUACUCGUCUCCAUUGUGGUGGUGAUCUUUACUGUGCUUUUUAAGAUCCUCUUUGGUGGGAAGAAGCCUGCAAAAGUAGAAGAGAAACCUGCACCAGCUGCUGAGACUUCGAAAAAGGAAGAAAGCAGUGGAGAGAAAGCGGAAGAGAACGAGAAGGAAGAUGCUGCAGCUGCUGCUGCUCCCCCUCGCAGAAGGCAAGCCAGGCGCGAGAACUAAAAGGACAAUGAAAGGAGAGUGGUCCGCUUCAACUUUCACUUUUGGUAGAUCUUCAGUUUAGGCGUCUUUACACUCUUGCUGGCUGGAUUCUUGCUUAUUCUCUCUUUUUUUCUUUCUUUUCUUGUUCGGGUUUUGUGGCUCUGUUUUGGAGCAUAAAAUGGAUGAAGAGUGUAAAUGACAUGAUGAUCUGUGAGGUUUUGAUACUUCAUUUCCCGCCUCGGAAGUAAAAUUAGCCUGCCAACUUAAGGAUAUUAUUGUUGAUUUGACUAUUAAAGAAAACACAUGCAACUAAUGUGAAAGUAGCAUUUUUAUUUA
Molecule: messenger RNA, 2118 nt
Organism: Ricinus communis (castor bean)
Lineage: Eukaryota; Viridiplantae; Streptophyta; Magnoliopsida; Malpighiales; Euphorbiaceae
Product: calnexin homolog
Exons: 6
Coding region: 175-1803 (542 amino acids)
Biological process (GO): protein folding
Cellular component (GO): endoplasmic reticulum membrane; endoplasmic reticulum
Molecular function (GO): calcium ion binding
Source: RefSeq, a predicted model, not a curated record